Molecule: messenger RNA, 843 nt
Organism: Cuscuta campestris
Lineage: Eukaryota; Viridiplantae; Streptophyta; Magnoliopsida; Solanales; Convolvulaceae
Source: the annotation of a GenBank genome assembly
CUGUAUUAAACCAUCAAAGCUGCUUCACGUGACUGGAACUCAGACUCUAAGCCGUGUCAAGAAGCUGGUUAAACUGGGACUUUCGUAGGGUUUGCUUCAUAAAAAUAUAAAGCAAUGCUGUUAAAUUGAGGUGGCGGAUGAACACAAAAAUUUGAGAAGAGUGAAUAUAUUUGAGAGAGUUUCGUUGGUCAGUCAUCGUCUUGAGAUAUUGAUAAAAGUUUAUUCAUUGAUGAUGAUUGGUUGAGGUUUACAACACACGGAGUGCUGACUACUUAGGUUGACUGAUGCACUCCCCAUAAAUUUUAAAUUGGUAUUGGAGCAAGUUAAGCUCAAGUUAUCAGCUUAAAGAUCCAUCAUGGGGGACAUGGAAGAAGUAGCCAAUGUUCAACGACCUCCACUCUUGAGGGGACCAAACUAUAAUUUCUGGAUGGGGCGCAUGAAGACAUUCCUCAAAUCACGAGGAAGGGUCUCGAGGAGCAUUGAGACUGGCUGGAAGCCACCUGUGACGACAGUUGAAGGAUCAAAUGUCGGAAUUCUCAAAGCAUUUGAGGAAUACAGCAAAGACGAGGCGGCAGCAGCAGAAUGCAAUGACAAAGCACUAAACGCCUUGUUUGGUGCAGUGUAUCGCUCACAGUACAAUCUUAAAAUAAUACUCAGCCCUCAGUCAUUGUAAAACUUAAAAGCACCUUUUCUUUGUAAAAUUUAUUUUUGUUAGAAAUAUUUAUUUAAAUUGGGACAAAUUCUUUAUUAACUUAAACAUUUUAUUAUUGCAUGAGGUUAUCAAUUUAGAUUAUGAAUUUGCUACACACAGGUAAACAAAAAGAAUGAAGUGACAUAUUUCUG